Messenger RNA from Nematocida minor, 1002 nucleotides. RefSeq lists its product as uncharacterized. The annotation marks the transcript as partial. Lineage: Eukaryota; Fungi; Microsporidia. The transcript has a single exon. The record is from RefSeq and is a predicted model, not a curated record.
AUGAAAGAAGUUAAAUUAGUGAUAGAUCUAGAGGGAAUAUUAAAAGCCUACAGUACCAUUGACAGCGAAUAUGAUAUGAAAGAGCUUUUUAGAUCCCAUGAUGAUUUAUGCUAUAUCACUAUACUAAGACAUGUACUAGAUAAAAACAUAAAAAUAGAAAGCGAGCUGUAUAGCGAUGAAGAGAAAAAAUUCUUGGAAAAUGCAAUUAAGAACCGUAUGUAUGAAUACUUUAUGUUCAAUGACAGUAAAGACGAUGAUGCGACUAUGCAUAUUUUGCAAAGGAGUUUAAGUCAUAGCAGAAAUAAUCCGCAAUAUAACAAUAAGCCUACUCGCCUGCUUGAUGAUCUUAUGGAACCAAAUAUAUUUAUAUACAAUGCAGAACAAGGAAUAAAUAUGCAGUAUGACAUGAGCAAAGCAGUAGAGCGUCUAGAGAUAGAUGAUGUGAACGCAAGCUUGGGAACCCGAGAAUACACGCUAAAGAUUGAUGACACAAAGUUCACGAACUUAGAAAGCUUGUACCGGUCUACCUCCAUGCGCCUGAGCAGAGAGUUUUUCUGCUCUUCAGAAAAUUUACGUGAUUUAGUAGAUAUGAAUGUUUUAAAGAAAUACUUUCCAGAAGAAGAAGACUACUCUCUAUACAAGCUGUACAACACUAAACAUGAAAAAACUAAUUUACCACUAGUAGACUAUGGACUAUGCCUUAUUUUCGAAAAAUUGAGUGAAAUUAGAGCUUUAGUUAAAGAAAUCAAAGCAGCAGAGGCCGCCUCUGACAAAAAUGCUCUGAAUGAAAUUAAUGCUAAAAUCAGAAAAUCAUUCAGCCCUGGUGACUUGGGAAUAGCUGUUUCUGUUUACAACAAUAUUGAAUACAUUACGUGUGAGAAAGAAAUCCACAAUUCCUCUAUUAAAGCAUUGGAGUAUAUGAUAAAUAGCGAGAAAGUCUUAGAAGAAAAGGACGGACAAAAGAUACUGAAGCUAAGCACAGACUUAAGAACUUUCUAUAAG